Messenger RNA from Centruroides sculpturatus (bark scorpion), 4796 nucleotides. Its product is annotated as lysine-specific demethylase 4C-like. Gene Ontology annotation, molecular function: histone H3K36 demethylase activity; histone H3K9 demethylase activity. The transcript is spliced from 22 exons. The record is from RefSeq and is a predicted model, not a curated record. NCBI's taxonomy places the organism in Eukaryota, Metazoa, Arthropoda, Arachnida, Scorpiones, Buthidae. Bases 215 to 4753 code for a protein of 1512 amino acids. Gene Ontology annotation, biological process: chromatin remodeling. Gene Ontology annotation, cellular component: nucleus.
UUUACAGAUUCGUUUCUCGGACUAUAUAAUUGAACGGAAGAAUAGAAACGUCCAACAUGGAGUCGGUUAUUUGUUGUGGUUGUUGGUGUAAGUGAUGGACGUCGAACUUGCAGAAAGUAGAAGAAAUUUACAAAAAUCCUGGAUAAUUACGGUCGAAUAUAAGAAAAAUAGGUGAAGCUUGAUUAGAAAAAAUAAAAUUCAAAAACAAAGAAAAAUGAGUUCUUCAAGUGGAAACAGUUCAGGUGUUCCACGGAUUUUAGUUUUUCGACCAACAGUUGAAGAAAUGAAAGAUUUUCCAAAAUAUAUUGAAUAUAUGGAAGCUAAUGGUGCAAAUAAAGCAGGAUUAGCAAAAAUAAUUCCUCCAGAAAACUGGUAUCCACGUAAAAGUGGGUAUGAUGAUUUAGAGCUGUUAAUUCCUGCUCCAAUUUCUCAAAUGGUAACUGGACGCCAAGGUUUAUAUCAGCAGUAUAAUAUUCAAAAGAAAGCAAUGACAGUGAAAGAAUUUAAAAAAUUAGCAGAGAGUCCUCAAUAUCAAACACCAUCUCAUUUUGAUUAUGAAGAUUUAGAGAGAAAAUAUUGGAAAAAUAUUUCCUAUAAUUCUCCAAUAUAUGGAGCAGAUGUUUCAGGUUCUUUAUAUGAUCCUGAAGUAGAGGAAUUUAAUAUCAAUCGUUUAAAUACUAUAUUGGAUCUUGUAAAUGAAGAUUAUGGUAUUCGCAUUGAAGGAGUAAACACUGCAUACUUAUAUUUUGGAAUGUGGAAAACCACAUUUGCAUGGCAUACAGAAGAUAUGGACUUAUAUAGUAUAAAUUAUCUUCAUUUUGGUGCACCCAAGUCAUGGUAUGCUGUUCCACCUGAGCAUGGUAGACGUUUGGAGAGACUUGCAGCAGGCUUUUUUGCAAGCAAUUUUGCUGCUUGUCCAGCUUUUCUUCGACAUAAAAUGACUCUUAUUUCACCUCAGAUACUUAAGAAGUACUCCAUUCCUUUUAAUAAGAUUACACAAGAGCCUGGAGAAUUUAUGAUAACCUUUCCUUAUGGUUAUCAUGCAGGAUUUAAUCAUGGUUUUAAUUGUGCAGAAUCAACUAAUUUUGCAAUGCCCAGAUGGAUCGAAUAUGGCAAGAGAGCUUUACAGUGUACUUGUCGAAAAGAUUGUGUGAAGAUAAGUAUGGAUGUAUUUGUUAGAAAAUUUCAGUCUGAAAAAUAUGAACUUUGGCGACAAGGAAAAGAUUUAGGAUGUCAUCCUGAGGAUCCUUCUAGAAAUACUGUUGCACCACCACCUAGUAAAUUUGAACUUAUUAUUGCUUCAAGAAGGAUUACACAAGAGCCUGGAGAAUUUAUGAUAACCUUUCCUUAUGGUUAUCAUGCAGGAUUUAAUCAUGGUUUUAAUUGUGCAGAAUCAACUAAUUUUGCAAUGCCCAGAUGGAUCGAAUAUGGCAAGAGAGCUUUACAGUGUACUUGUCGAAAAGAUUGUGUGAAGAUAAGUAUGGAUGUAUUUGUUAGAAAAUUUCAGUCUGAAAAAUAUGAACUUUGGCGACAAGGAAAAGAUUUAGGAUGUCAUCCUGAGGAUCCUUCUAGAAAUACUGUUGCACCACCACCUAGUAAAUUUGAACUUAUUAUUGCUUCAAGAAGAGAGGAGAAAAGAAAAUUAACAGUGUCAAAAAGACAUCCUAUAUCUGCUAUAGAUGGGAAAAAACAAAAGGAAAAAUUUAACUCUGAUUAUAAAGAUCAAGAAUGGGAUUUGAUGAAAGAAGAGAAAGAUGAUAGUGACGGCACUGAAAUUUAUGAAUUGGAUGAAGAUUUGAAUACAAAACCUAAAGAAAGAAAGAAAAGAAAGAAAAAAGAAAAAUAUAAAGAUGAUGAUUUCCUUGAUAUUAACAGUGAUGAUAAAAUAAAAAAAAGAAAAUUUGCAAAAAAGAAAGAUAUAGAUACUUUGGAAAAGUUUGAAAUGUUAGAUAAUAUGAAUUGUAUGGAAGAUUCUUCAACAUCAUUGCAAACUGAUCAAGAUGAAAAUCCUCCAAUUCUGAAACCAUUUUGGGAUUUGGAAAAUGAUAAUCAACUAGCAUUUUCUCACAAUAUGAAUGAGGCAGCUAUAGAUAAUAUAGAGACAAACAAUGAAAAUGAAAUUUCUGACAUUAAAAAUGAAACAAUGAACAAUCAUCCAUUACCUGAAAAUAAUUCUGAACAAAAUUCAAUAGAAACAAAACCAGCUGAAAAAUCUAAUAGUCCUCCUGUUAUUAUUGAAAAUGAAAAAUUUAUCACUUCAGUAGGAAAUGAGUUUCAGGCUCCAGGAUUUCAGACAAAGUUUCCAUAUCAACAACAACCACUUAUUCAACAUUCAACAAAUAACAAUCAACCAGUAGAAACAAAAACAUUUCCCCGAGGAAGAAUGAUGUCAUUAACUCAAACUGCUAAAAAGUUGGAAGAACUUUCUUCAAAGAAUUUGUCAUUUAAAGAGCAAGCAGUAACUGAAUCUAAUCAGACACAUCAAGGAAUUGGAUCAUCAAAUCCAUCUAUUAUUCAACAAUUUUUGUUCAAUAGUCAAUUAUCACCACCUCCUUCUAGUAUGACUAAUAUUACUCCAUUUCAUUUGAGGCAGCAAAGGACAGCAAAAUCUCCUAUAAGUGUACAGCAACCUUUAAUGCCAAAUAGUUUAAAUUUACCAUUGCUAUCUAAUACAUCUGAAAUUUUUAAACAGAACAUCCAUCAAUCUGAAAUUAUAAAUUCAUCUUUACAUUCAAACAAUUUGAAAAUGUGUCCACUUAAACCAGAUUCAGGAAAUUCAAUUUCACCAGAAGCAUCUCAUCCAUUUAGUCAUAGUUACAUAAAUAAAGAAUCAAAUAAUUUGUUACCUCAACCAUCUAAAGCAGAUACCCAAACAGCAUCAUGGUUAUUUGCUGGAGUACCUCACUAUAACAAUUCUGUUCAGCAGCAAAAAUUAUCUACUACUUUAUUACCAAAUUCAGCUUAUUCUAAUAUUAUACAUCAUGAUAUUCCAGACAAACCCACUUUAUCAUAUUUGGGACAGGCAUCUGAUGAACCAAAAGAUUUAUCUUUAAAAGUGAAUGACAAAACUUUGCCUGCAGCUAAACAAUUUGUUGGGGGUAUCUAUCCUGAUGUAGGUGAAACUAGUUCACCUUAUCAUUCGCAUCUGUUGCCUCAAAGGUGUUGUAUGUGUUCUCUUCGUGGUGGAGCUUUGAAACCAACAAUAGAUGAAAAAUGGGCUCAUAUUGUUUGUGCAGCUUUGGGACCUCAAGUGUUGUUUGAAAAUGCAAUUUUAAGAGAACCAAUUAAUCUAACAAGAGUACCUAAAGCAAAUCUUAAAUUGAAAUGUUAUUAUUGUCAUAAACUAUCACCCAGUAAUACUUGUCCACGAGGAAUUUGUGUAAAAUGUUCAGUGAAAAAAUGCUCAACUGCUUUUCAUAUUACUUGUGCUCAUGCAGCAGGAAUUGUAUUUGAACGAUCUAUGUUACCACCUGUUGUUGAAAUUAAAUACAAGUCAUCUGUACCUAAUACAGUAUCUAAAGAAGUUGUUGAAGAUUGGACUCAACCAUUAUCUGAAUUAUGGCAAUUUAGUCCAGCAAACUUUCAUGCAGAACAACAAUAUAAUAUGCAGUGUUCAACAGUCGAUCCUCAUUGUUCUAUAUGUCUAAUAUUUAAACCAUUGAGGUUACAUAAUCUCAGUUGUGGAAAAGAAACUCAUGUGCCUUCUAAAAGUCGGGUUUGGAUGCCUGCAACAUGUUUUGUAUCAACAUCACCAUCAGAUUUUGUCAAUCCACUGUUGGAUCAAAAUGGUAUUUCACCAUUGUUAAUAUGCACAGAUUGCAAAGUUUGUGUCCAUGCAACUUGUUAUGGUGUGACUGCAAUGCCAAUUGAAACAGCUUGGAAGUGCUCAAGAUGUAUUAGACAAGAUCUAAAUGCAAGGUGUUGUAUGUGUUCUCUUCGUGGUGGAGCUUUGAAACCAACAAUAGAUGAAAAAUGGGCUCAUAUUGUUUGUGCAGCUUUGGGACCUCAAGUGUUGUUUGAAAAUGCAAUUUUAAGAGAACCAAUUAAUCUAACAAGAGUACCUAAAGCAAAUCUUAAAUUGAAAUGUUAUUAUUGUCAUAAACUAUCACCCAGUAAUACUUGUCCACGAGGAAUUUGUGUAAAAUGUUCAGUGAAAAAAUGCUCAACUGCUUUUCAUAUUACUUGUGCUCAUGCAGCAGGAAUUGUAUUUGAACGAUCUAUGUUACCACCUGUUGUUGAAAUUAAAUGUAAAUAUCAUAUUGCUGUCAGUGAAAAGACAAUGCAGAAUGCACCAUGUGAGGUUCAAAAAGGUGUUCUGGUUGUUACAAAGAGAAGAAAUGGCAGAUAUUGUACUUGCCAAAUAAUAGAUAUCCAACCUCAAGUAUUAUAUUCUAUUACUUUUGAUGAUGGCUCUGUCUGUGACAAAUUACCACCAACAAACAUUCUUUCGAGAAACUGUCGUCAAUUUGGUCCUCCACAGAUAGGUGAACAUCUAGAUAUAAAUUUGGCUGGCAGACCAUAUGGUGGCACUUUUAGAGGAAUUAAUCAUCAUAUGGCAUAUAAAGUACAGUUUGAUGAUGGAUGUAUUAUGAUACUUAACAGGGAAGAUUUUUAUCUGCCAGAUGAAGAUAUGCCAAAGAGUAUUAGAUCAAGAGUAUCGACCGCAAUACAGAAUUACCAAGAGACAGUUGGAAGAAAUCCACAGGUGAAUCCCGUCAUGCCUAAAGAUACAUCGGAAAGCACAAUUUCUUAAAACUGCCACAUUUGAAAUAAGUGCCAUCAUUUAUAAUGUUUGC